GCAAGAGAAGGUGCCAAAGUCAUAGCCACAGAUAUCAAUGAAUCUAAACUUCAGGAACUAGAGACGUACCCGGGUAUUCAAACUCGUGUCCUUGAUGUUACAAAGAAGAAGCAAAUCGAUCAAUUUGCCAAUGAAGUGGAAAGACUUGAUGUUCUCUUUAAUGUUGCUGGCUUUGUUCACCAUGGAACCAUUCUGGACUGUGAGGAGAGAGACUGGGACUUUUCAAUGAACCUCAAUGUCCGCAGCAUGUACCUGAUGAUAAAGGCGUUCCUUCCUAAAAUGCUUGCUCAGAAAUCUGGCAACAUUAUCAAUAUGUCCUCUGUAGCUUCCAGCAUUAAAGGAGUUGUGAACAGAUGUGUAUACAGCACAUCCAAGGCUGCCGUGAUUGGCCUCACAAAGUCCGUGGCUGCAGACUUCAUCCAGCAGGGUAUCCGGUGCAACUGUGUGUGUCCAGGAACAGUUGACACCCCAUCUCUGCAAGAGAGAAUACAAGCAAGACCAAAUCCUGAAGAGGCACUGAGCGAUUUUCUCAAGAGACAGAAGACAGGAAGAUUUGCAACUGCAGAAGAAGUAGCCCAGCUCUGCGUUUAUUUGGCUUCUGAUGAAUCUGCCUACGUUACAGGCAACCCUGUAAUCAUUGACGGAGGCUGGAGCUUGUGAUUUCAGGAUCUCCUUGCCAUGCGGGAAGGCAGACCCUUCCUUUCCACAAUGAGCCUGGAUAUGAAGAAGACUCGCCGAUUAUUGCUUUUCAACAAAUGGCAUAUUAAUGAAAAUUUGCACCAUUUUUAAUAUAAUUGUUCACCAUAGUUUGAUUCUUUGAAUACAUU
Chrysochloris asiatica (Cape golden mole) is the source of this 827-nucleotide messenger RNA. RefSeq names its product 3-hydroxybutyrate dehydrogenase, type 2 (gene BDH2). NCBI's taxonomy places the organism in Eukaryota, Metazoa, Chordata, Mammalia, Afrosoricida, Chrysochloridae. Gene Ontology annotation, cellular component: cytoplasm. Gene Ontology annotation, biological process: siderophore biosynthetic process. The coding region runs from base 226 to 660 and encodes 144 amino acids. The record is from RefSeq and is a predicted model, not a curated record. The transcript has 8 exons. Gene Ontology annotation, molecular function: 3-hydroxybutyrate dehydrogenase activity.